AUGGAUCCAUAUUUUGCACUUGGGUAUUAUGAAGGAUUUUGGCAGGACGAGGACGAAGACGACGACGGUCCUGCGCUUUUUAUGGCUGUUUUAAUGGGAUCUUUGAGUUCUAGACGAGUAGAAGCGCCAGAUUCACGUCUCAUUUUGAGUAAUUUGUCGGACAGUGAUUGCAUGAAGCAUUUCCGUUUCUCUCUUCUCCAAAUUGAGGCUCUAGUAGAAGCUUUGAGGAUGCCAACAACUUUGAUCACCGAUAAUCGACUACGCCUGUCAUCAGUCGACGCACUAGCUAUAUUUUUGAAACGAAUGGUGUAUCCCUGUCGCCUCGUGGAUCUAGUCCGGUUCUUUGGUCGCGAGCAGUCUGUCAUCUCCAGAUUUGCAAACCAUGUCUCUCAGUUUAUACACGAACGCUGGCACAAUCUGCUUCGCUGGGACCGACAUCGUCUGACCUCGGAUGUACUGCAGUCUUAUAGUGAAGCUAUUUGGAACAAGGGUGGCAAACUUCAAGGAUGUUUCGGCUUUAUUGAUGGAACUAUGCGUAAUAUUGCCAGACCUAUUAGCAACCAGGAGAUGGUGUACAAUGGGUGGAAACGGGUACACGCUUUGAAAUUUCAAAGCGUUGUUGCUCCAGAUGGACUUAUCUUACAUCUCGAUGGCCCAUAUCUUGGUAAAGAUCACGACGCAUGGGUGCUACACGUGACGGGUCUAUUGGAUAUACUGGAGGAGAGCUUGCAGUUUGGGGAUGGAAGGCAGUUUGUGUUAUAUGGUGAUCCAGCUUAUCCGGUAUCUGAUUAUAUCGUCCGAUCCUUCAAGGCUCCUCACGAUCCAGCUCACAUCCGAUUCAAUAAAAUGAUGUCAACGGUUCGAAUUGCAGUUGAGUGCGGGUUUGGGAUGAUCAUGUCUCGAUGGGCAUUCUUGGAUUUCGAGAAGAAUCUUAACCUGCUGCUCCAGCCUGUGGGGCAGUACUACCUCGUCUGUGGUUCCCAGCUGCAUGUCGUACCAACAACACCAAUAACCACUGCUCAUCAAUCUUUGGAGUUUAGAGCCACUGUUAGAGCGUAUGAAGAUGAUGAGUCUGCCAAUUUCAACUUUGAGCGGCUGUUAGAGCAUAUGAAGCUGACGAGUCUGCCAACUCCACUAGAUAGACGGAAGUCAGGAGGAUACAGUAUCAAUCAAGAAGUACCCAAAAAGUGCUUCACCCAUGGUAGCAGAAAUGACGAUUGGCUAUAG
This is a messenger RNA of Synchytrium microbalum, 1227 nucleotides long. RefSeq lists its product as uncharacterized. The transcript has 8 exons. Bases 1 to 1227 code for a protein of 408 amino acids. The record is from RefSeq and is a predicted model, not a curated record. NCBI's taxonomy places the organism in Eukaryota, Fungi, Chytridiomycota, Chytridiomycetes, Synchytriales, Synchytriaceae.